Messenger RNA from Cynoglossus semilaevis (tongue sole), 1371 nucleotides. RefSeq names its product H6 family homeobox 1 (gene hmx1). The coding region runs from base 1 to 864 and encodes 287 amino acids. Gene Ontology annotation, molecular function: DNA-binding transcription factor activity, RNA polymerase II-specific; RNA polymerase II transcription regulatory region sequence-specific DNA binding. The record is from RefSeq and is a predicted model, not a curated record. Gene Ontology annotation, cellular component: nucleus. Gene Ontology annotation, biological process: negative regulation of DNA-templated transcription; regulation of transcription by RNA polymerase II. The transcript is spliced from 2 exons. Lineage: Eukaryota; Metazoa; Chordata; Actinopteri; Pleuronectiformes; Cynoglossidae.
AUGAAGGAGAAACUGGCAGAAACAAUGACACCCGUUUCAUCCAGGGCGACGUCCUUUCUCAUCGACAACCUAUUGGGCAAGAGACGGAGCGGACGGGAAUCACAGUCCGGCGAAGACCUCAGAGAAGUUAGGGCGGAGACGCUGAGCUCCCACCGAACUCAGAAAGCACAAGCGCCGGUGCAUCUUCACGGAUGGAGCUCCAGGUCUGGAGCUGCACACAGAGAGUCGGAGCUGCAGAGGUGUCACCGGGGGAGAGCACCGAGUUCCAGAACCCACGGUCUAAGGGACACCAGGUUCUGUUCCGUUAUGACCAGUGACACAGGUUCAGCUACUGAGUCCGAGCCGAACACGGAAAGUAGCGACAAGAGUGACCGGAAACCGGGUGACCACCACCUGCCACCUGACGACAGCGGGGACGCGCAGCACGCUUUUGAUUCGCAGUCCUCUGACGUCAGCUCCAGUCGCAAAAAGAAGACGAGGACUGUGUUCAGCCGUAGCCAGGUGUUCCAGCUGGAGUCCACCUUUGACGUGAAGCGGUACCUGAGCAGCUCGGAGAGAGCCGGACUGGCCGCGUCUCUGCAUCUGACGGAGACUCAGGUCAAAAUCUGGUUCCAGAACCGCAGGAAUAAGUGGAAGAGGCAGCUGGCGGCCGACCUGGAGGCUGUCCAUAUACAGAACUCGACCCAGAGGUUUAUCAGGGUUCCUGUCCUGUACCACGACGGAGCAGCACCAAGUCAUGCUCAGGCUUUAGGCCUGAGUGGACACCGAGUGGCUCCACUGACGACCAGGUCUACAGACAACACACUGUCUUCGUUCGCUCACUCCAUGAGUUUGUUAAGAUCGCAGAUGACCGGUUUGGUGUGAGGACCGAUCAGAACUGUUUUAUGAUUUAUCACAGGAUUCUACAACGGCUCUUCAUGCACAUGACACGUUUUUACGAAUUUUAUACUGAAAGUCACUUUUUUCCACUUUGUCACUUUUUCACAAGAUAAAUAAAAUUGUUUAUCAAAAGUGUCUUCCUGAUGUUUUUAUAAUCCACGAAUCCAUCAUCGAUUUGUAGGUACUGUAUCAGAUUAAGACAGACGAGCUCUGUGCAUCUUGAACUCGUUGACUUUUUCUCCUUGACCAACGUUUUUAGAAACAUUUCUAUAUGGAAAGAGGAUUUUAUGUAAUAUAUAAAAAAUAUAACCCCGGUUUACAGUUAGAGGUUUGGGCUUAACAACUCAAAAUUAAUCGAACUUUUUUCCCCAAAUAAUUAGCUCUCAAAAAAUUAAAAACCAUGUCAUGUUAAGUCAAAUCAGCACUAUUCCAUAUUCAAUAUUUAGUUAUUUACCAAACGUAGUUUACAAAAUCUUAAAACCAUGAUUAGAA